CCCUGGGUGGUGGAGGUGGUGCGUGGGCCACGUCAGGCAGCCGUGCGGGUUGUGCCUGUGGCAGAAGUGAGAAGCUGCUUAUAUACAUGUGGGAGAAGCAAAAAUGUCAGAUGAUAUCAAGAAAAGGUUUGAUUUUCCAAAUUCUCUUAUCCAGUCACAGGCUGUAGGUCAUCUUAUUGCUGCUGUCCUAAAAGAACAUGGUGUUUCAGAAAAGAUACACCAAGCCACAAACCAGACGGCUGCCUUGAACUUGCUGUGGGAGAAGUGCUGCAGUGACAAUGUGGUGGUUCGAACAGCCUGCUGCGAGGGUCUGGUGGCCCUUGUUGCUCAGGGUCAUGCAGAGUUCAGCUAUGUUCUCAAUGGGAUACUCAACUUGAUUCCUUCCACCAGGAAUAUGCCUGGUUUGAUAAAAGCCCUUGUGAAAUUAUUACAAAUGCAAGCACUAAAGGAAGGACAAAGUGGGGAGAAGGACAUUCAGGAUAUAUACACUAUCAGGAACCAUCCUCACCCUUUGAUCACCGUGCUUGAACACAGGCCUGAUUGCUGGCCCCUACUCCUGCAGCAGCUGACAGCUUUCUUCCAGCAAUGCCCUGAAAGGUCAGAAGUUUCAUGUAUCCAAAUAAUGGCACCAUUUCUGUGGUAUCUCUAUUGUGAACCAUCCCAGUUAGAGGAACAUACCAAGCUUCGGCUGUCCCUGCUCAAAGUCUUACUGCAACCCAGAGGUCUUUGUGAUGAAGCAAAGCCUUCAGUAUUGGAACAGCACAUACUUCAGCUGUGCUGUAACAUGGUCCCAUCCUUGCAGAUGGGAGAUCUGACACAGACAACAGAGAUGAUGCUGUUCAUUGAGGAAGUGUAUCUAAGCCUUCUGCGCCAUCCUGUGUUCUGGAAAAGUCAGCUUACCCAACUCACCCUUCAGCUGCUGUGUAUAUGUGAAGUCAGUUUAAAGAUAACUGGGGAAUGCUCAUCUCUAAUUCAACUCUUAGAGUGCAGCAUUGAACUUCUUGGGGAGGAUUUUCCUGUCAAAUUGGUCAUUAUUGGGAUUGCUUUACUACUUCUACAGACUCCGGCAAGUCAACAGAAGCCAAUAUUAAACCUAGCUUUGAAGCUCCUCUCUCUUGCUGAGGGUCAGAAAAUCCCAAAGGCAUCUCUGCUGCUUGUGGUGCCUCUUCUGCAGAUACUAUCAUCCACCACCUUGGAAGAGUGUUUGGCCAUGGGAGAAGAAGGUCCCUCCAGGCAGCAGUUGGCUCUGAAUCUUUUGGAAGUGCUACAGAGGGAAUGUUAUGGAGAUGACCACCACAUGAUCUCCUGCAGGCUCACUUUUCCCAUAACCAGCAUGUAUGGCUCAAUCUUCACAGCCUGGAGGGUUCUUGAAGUAAUUGGAGAAGACUCUGCGGCUAGUGACUGGCUGGCUGCAGUAGAGUCCUUGCUCCCUGUCACUACAGUGAUCCCCACUCAUGUGUUUUUACUGCUGGCUCACCUGCUUAUUGAAGAUGCAGGUCAGAAUCUUCAGCAGAUACUGAAGGUCACCGCACAGUUAGCCCAAGCAGAUUCCUCUCAGGUUGUUUGCAUCCGCUCCACUUGGAAUGCCCUUUCUCCAAAGCUGAGUUGUGACACGAGACCGCUUAUAUUAAAGACCCUGAGUGAACUGUUUUCUCUUGUUCCUUCCUUAACAGUCAAUACAGUUGAAUAUGAGAAUUUUAAGGUCCAAGUCCUCAGCUUCCUCUGGACUCACACUCAAAACAAGGAUCCCAUUGUAGCAAGUGCUGCAUAUAAAUCUCUGUCUCACUUUAGUGCAGGAGACCACACCAUUCUUCACCUGCCAGAAAAGAUAAGGCCAGAAAUGCCUGCUCCUGAUGAGCUGGAUGAAGAGGAAGUUGUGGACCUUUCCAUUCCUGGCUCUUGCUAUAUCAGACUGUUGACCAUCACUGCUUCUUCGGUUUUACCAGCCUUGGAAGAAUUCUUUACAUCCCUAGUGAAACAGGAGAUGGUGAAUAUGCCCCGUGGAAUAUAUCACUCUGCAUUGAAAGGAGGCAUGCGAUCAGACCAAGGGAAGACAGUAUCAGGAAUCCCCAAUUUUAUAUUGAAGAUGUAUGAAACAAACAAGCAACCAGGACUGAAACCUGGCCUAGCAGGUGGCAUGCUGUUUUGCUAUGAUGUUCCCAUGUAUCAGAGUAAAGAUGGCAAGCCAUUGAAUCGGCUGAUGGCUAGUAGAGGGCGAAACUUCAAGCAGACAUCACUGGCCCUUGUCCAUGAAGUCCACGUCCAACCCUCAGAAUGGCACCAUGCUCUCUUUCUUCCACAGGCCUGGCUUGCAUAUAUGACUCGAGCUUACCAUGCCGUUUUACAGGGAAGGAUAGCAGAGCUGGAUCUGCAGUUACAGCAUGGCAAAGAAGGACCCGAGGAGGUGCAGUACAAACGAAGCACAGCCUGGCUUUGGGUCAGAGACAUGCUGACUGAUGAGAUCACUAAGACAGCUGCAAAGGAGAGCCCCAUGGUCAAAGGGAAUGCACUGUUGGCCUUAAGCAGCCUUGCUGUUGUGGUGUCCAAGCAUGAAGCCAGCCUGUCCUCAGAUUCUGAUGGAGUCCUGGAGGUUCAACCUAAUUUUCUUCCAGUGAAAGAGUGGGUUUCCAUGGUGCUUAAUACUCUCCUGGUCAUUGUGGAUAGCCAUUACCGCCCCAGAGGACAGCUCUUUUCCUGCUUUUAUCAUAAGUCCUAUUCUGGUGAGAACACGGCAAGCGCUAUCGCACGCUCUGCUGCUGCCACAGCUUUGUCUCUCCUUGUGCCGGUUUUCAUUAUCUCUUGCAAAGAGAAGGUUGAGGAAAUCCUGAACAUGCUGACUGCCAGGUUACCUGGGAAACCAAGUGCUGAUGAAUCUCAAGCCGUGCAAAUCCACAUGGGCCUUGCUUUGGGGAUGUUUCUGUCUCGCUUGUGUGAAGAGAAACUCAGUGACAUGUCCGGCCAGCAGAUGAACCUUCUUCUGAUGAAGUCUUUGGAUGCCCUGGAAAACUGCUGUUUUGAUCCCAGUCUUGAACACAACACCGGCUGUGUAUUGGGAGUUGGACUUGCCCUGUCCCUCAUGAGCCACAGCAGCCACAUGGAGUCACGAGUUCAUGUGGCGGCAUCUCUACGGAAGCUGUCUACCUACCUAGAUGACAGUGGGAGCCAGAGCAGGACGUUUCAGGAGGUCCUCGCCUACACACUUAGCUGUGUGUGCACAUCAGCCUUCAGUGCUGGCAUUAUUGAGGCUGUGGAGGCUGAAGAUAUUAUGAACAAGCUUCAGCUGUUGGUAGAGAACAACCAGCAGACUUCAGGCUUUACACUGGCAUUAGGAAAUCUGGUUCAUGGUCUGUCUGUGUGUGGACAUGGAAAAGCUGAAGACUUGGGCAACAGACUCCUCCCCAACUGGAUUAAAGUUGUCCUGACAGAGGGAGCCUCCACCAUGCUCUGUCUGGCAGCCCUUCAUGGUCUGGUGGCACUGGUAGGCGCAGAUGCAGAUGUCAUGCAGCUAAAGUCAGAAGCCAUUCAGAGCUCCCAUUUUCAAGCAAGACUUAAUGAAGUCAUUAGAACCUUAACUGAGGUCAUCAAUGUCUCAGGGGUGAUUGGUCUUCAAUCAAAUGCAAUAUGGCUUCUAGGACAUCUUCACCUUUCUACCUUGUCUUCAAAUCAAAGCAGAACUUCCGUUCCUACUGACUACAGCUAUUUGCCCGAAGGCAGUUUUAUUAGAGCAGCCAUUGGCUUCUUCGUUACAGGAGGAAAAAAAGGUCCUGAAGCUGUGCCUCCCUCCCUCCUCAAAGUGGUGAUGAAACCCAUAGCAACUGUUGGGGAAAGCUACCAGUAUCCUCCUGCAAACUUGGCUGCACUCCUCUCCCCACUUAUGAGGCUAAACUUUGGUGAGGAGAUACAGCAACUCUGCCUUGAGAUUGCUGUGACUCAGGCACCAUCAUCGCAGAGUGCAGCUGCACUGCUGGGCUUGUGGGUGAUGCCUCCACUGAUCCAUGGACUGAGCUUGAACAUCAAGAGAUCCCUUCUGGUAUCCAUGUCACUGUGGGUAAAGCACGUCUCUGAUGAACAGAUCCAAGCUUUUGUUGAAAACCUAGUGGUGGCAGUUUUUAAAGCAGCUUCCCCACCUAGCCAUCCUGAGUUGUGCUCAAGUGCCUUACAGGGUCUGAGCCAGGCCAUGAAACUGCCCAGCCCUUCCCACCACCUCUGGAGUCUGCUCUGUGAUGCUACUGGGAAAAUUUUUGACCUUCUGCCAAAUAGGAUUCGGAGAAGUGAACUGGAGCUGUACAUCAGUGUAGCAAAGUGCCUCUCAGAGAUGACGGAUGAAGGUGCCAACCAGAUUUCCCAGAUUAACAAGGACAACAUAGAAAAGGCUGCCUUUGUCAAACUGUACUUGAUCUCUCAAGGACGACUCCCCUUGAUGAGCCUGAUGGAUCUGAUCACUGCUGCUGUGCAGCACCAUGAAAAAGAGCCUCUGGCCUGGAUGAUUCUGCACAGCUUAUACCAGGCACGAAUUGUGAGCCAUGCCAACACAGGUGUGUUGAAGAGACUGGAGUGGCUCUUAGAACUGAUGGGUUAUAUGAGAAACCUUGCGUACCAGCAACCAUCUGUUCAGAGUGUGGCUCUCGAUGAGGCUUUGGACUACUUGCUGCUUAUAUUUGCAGCUGCAGUGGUGGCGUGGGCAGACCAUGAGGCUCCACUUCUCCUUGGCCUCAGUGCCAGUUGGUUGCCAUGGCAUCGAGAGAAUGGCCCUGGUGGUCCAGCAGCAACCUUGCUUGGCAAGAGUCCGAUGCAUAGAGUCACUGUGCAAGAGGUUCUCACUCUCCUUCCCAGUAGCAUGCUACUGCUGCUACAGAAAGACCCAUGGAGGGAACAGACCCAGAAGUUCAUUGACUGGCUAUUUAGCAUCAUGGAAAUUCCUAAUGAAGCCUUUGCAGCAAAGUCCAAGGAUCUUUUGAAAGCCACACUGCUAUCCUUGAGAGUUCUUCCAGAAUUUAAGAAGAAGGCUGUAUGGACCAGAGCAUAUGGUUGGUGACAGUCAUGGAACCAGCGCCAUUCCCCACGGAAUGAGGCAGACCAGAUAAACACGUUUUUUGGGACUGGUAUCUGAGAUUGGUGAGAAUUGAUUUUCCUAGUUAGAGGUCAUGGGAAGGUGGCUCCAUACUGACAUUUCAACUUGUGCAUGCCAGGAAAGGGGUGCAUUACUUGGGUACCCAAGUAUUGGAAACUGAAAUAGGAACAGAACUUCUGUAUGACCAGAGUUCAUUGUAAAAAUUUCCUUUUCUUUGUGAAAACUGAAAUUAUAUUUUCUCUCCCUUAAAUUCUAGUAAAAUAACCUUGUGAAAUUUG
Messenger RNA from Cricetulus griseus (Chinese hamster), 5349 nucleotides. The record is from RefSeq and is a predicted model, not a curated record. Lineage: Eukaryota; Metazoa; Chordata; Mammalia; Rodentia; Cricetidae.